GCGCUCCGCCCCGGGGGUGGUGGCGGCAAGGGCGCCGGGAAGCGCGCGGAGCCGGCGGCGGCCGGAGCGCUAGAUCCCUUGCCCAGCUGAUGGCGUUGUCGCAAAAACAGUUGUGAUGGCCCAGGGCCCGGAGCAAGCAGCCGGCUGGGAGACGGGCUGGUAAGAGCUGCUGAGGAUAGCAGUCCUCUGAGCACAUCUCAGGGCUGUCUUCAACUGAAAUCAUUCUUAUGAUUUGUACUUCACUCAUACCGACUAAGAGUGUUUCAAAUUAAAUAUUGCCAGGCUGUUAAUGUUUCCCUAAAGGCUGAUUCUGUUUGGAGGAUGAACUGACGUGACACAUUUUAGGGUGUUCAAAGGUAGUUAAGUUAAUGUGAAAAGAACAGUGUAGAUACCUAAUCAGUUUUAGUGUUGCUGAUGUAUCCUUGUGGUUUUCUUUGAGGGUGCGAAAGGGUUAUUAUAAUACAUCAGCAAUACCUGGGGUCUCCAUUGCAGUAUCGUGGGGAGUGAAUUAGAGUGGUGAUAGCAGGUAUGCGUAAAGGACUGGCAUUGUUCUGGGUGUAUGGCACUGACCAAAUCAAUAUUGUGUGCAGGCUGGGAAGUCAUAAAGUUUAAGUUGGAGACUGGUGGAACAGUACAGUGAGUUGCUCAGAGGCUGGAAAAAUUGCCCCAUGGUGAGAGGUGUGAGAUCUUAGAGAGCUCUAAGUAUUUUUUAUAGAAGAUUAUUGACAGACCCCUGAAUUAUACCAUGUAAGGGGAAAAGAAAACAAAAAAUGAAAAAGACCCUGAUGCUGAUACUUUGGAGAGAAAGGCUUACAAAAACUCAGUAGCUGCAAAUGGCUUCCAUCUCUGUGGUGGAUGAGUAAGAAAUGGAACAAAUGUCCCUUGGAAAGUGGCAGAUUUUUGUAGCUGGUGUUUUCAAAUCAAGACUAAGUCUCUUCCUGGAAGAGUCCACAAUGAUGGCCAGGUUUUGUGCUUGUCAACUAAAAUGGAAUGCAGUGAACUGGUGGUCUAUUACAAUCCCAGUUGGAAUUUGUACUACAAUGUUGUAUUAUUUUAAGGUCCUGAGUGAUAGGAAUGUAUUGGGUUUCACAGGAAUUUGUCAGCAGAGUUGGCCACAGACCCUCAGAGUCCCAGGUCAUUAUCUCUGUUGCUUUUAAUACAUUUAAGUAACAUUUUUUUUUUUUCCAAGUAUUACAUUAUCAGAACAUAUGAUCACAGAAGAAAGGCAUGCAGGUAGCAAGGGGCACUUGAGUUUGCAGUUAUCGUAAUAAACAACAGUGCAAGAGCAAAGGUGUUCCUGAUGUUACGAGCAUAGCAGAGUUGUUAAAAGGAAAUACUGAUUUGGUAAUGACAUUGAAUGUCAGAUUCCUUGUGAACCUGGAAGAAUCAAAGCCUAAAGAUAGCAGCAUGUUGGUGUGUUAGGGCUGAUUCCAAAAGGCCGCACUGCAGAGCAGCAAAACCUCGGUAGCUAACAGUGUGCUUCACACACAAUUACACGAUGGGAAAUACAUUUCUGGGGCUUAACUCAAUUUUGGUUUGCUAACUUUUGUGCUUUUGCUUUAAGGCUAGGACUGAGAGAUCUUUGCAAACCGGUUGAAAACUCUUUAUAAACUUUGGGGGCACUUAAGCGUGUGAAGGGAAAAACUUGGAAUUGGUCUAUUUGCAGCAGAUAUAUGAACUUAACACAUCUGAACUGAAGUCCUUUAAAAUUGGUACCUCAAUUCUCUGAAAAAUAGUUGUGGGCAGGCUAAAGGUUGUAAAUAGUGACGGUGUGGGUGUCACUAAAACUGGGAGAUGAGCUCAGGAGCUGGAGAGAUGCUCUGAAAGAUGCUUGGGGUCUCAGUGUUUAGCACGAAGCAACAGCUGCCUUAGCCUGGGUGCUUGGAUCAAGACUAGUAAAGGCUGCCAGCCUUUCUCUUCUUAGUACCUUUUUGCUUAAGUGUUUUGAGGGAUAAAUCUACUUAAGUGCUAUGCUUAGGGUGACAUUAUAGGAGAGUUUGCAGUCUGCAGGCUUCAUUUCAGCAGCCCAGUAACUUAUGUCCAUCAUGACUAAUCACAGUUAGGCCUGUUUUGGUGUUUUUUCCAGCAGAAAAUUUAAACUUGAACCCCAAACUUUGUCCCUAUGCUGGAAAUAAUACCUCACAUCACUUACUUUGCUAGAAUAGGUACACCUUGAUGCAGCAUGCUUGAAUAUUUUCUUUUAAAGUGCUCACAUUUGGGCAUUUGAAGCUGAUAAAAUGCAGUGCACAUUAGUAGGAUUCAUACUUUCUUACUGGGUAAACAAGCAUUUGAUCCCAGAGAUGUUGCUCAGAGUGUAAGUGAAGUGAUUCUGUCAGAACUGCAUGAACUGUACAGUUUGGAGCUUCUCACUGAACAUGCUGAACUUUGAGUCUCCAGAACAGCUUGCAAAAACAGGUUUGGCCAGAGCUUGUCAGCUUGUGAACUCCUGGUGUCACAGCAGGGGACAUUUAGGAUUAGAUGUUUGAGCUUGGCUGACAUCUUAUGGUGUUGACUUCAGAAGGCAUUCCAGUAUUUCCAGAGUAGAGGAAGUAAUUCUCAAGUGCAGCAGCAUUUAGUAUUACCUAGGAUGUAUCCCUUACAUAGUAGGUUGUCAGUGUUUGUACCGAUGGCAAACUGGACUGGUAAGUCUGCUUCUGUUUCUUCUGUGACAGGUGACUUCUGAUACAACCAGACACUUAAGGGAAGGAUUCAUAAAGAGAAGCCUGGAAAGACUAAAGCUGCAAGAACAGGAGUUGAAAAAAAGGAAAGAGAAAAAAAAAAAGGGGGAGGGAAAAAGAGAAGAGGGUUGAAAGGUGAGGCUGUACUUUAGAGAAUGUCCAUCAGCUGUCUCUUCAGAUUUGUUACACUAUUGCAUACCAAGUGGCAUCCAAGAAGGGAGUUGUCAACUGUAAAAACCCAGGCUUUGAGGAAACAGGAAUCCAAGAACUCGAACCAAUGCCUUAUAGUUUUUAAUUUGUGUUACUGUGGGAAAGAGAAGCAACCUAUCUCAGUGUGUAGGGCAUCAGAUGGAGUCUGUUACGAUUGGACUAGAGACAUUCUGAGGUCCUUUCAGACUUGACCAUUCUAUGCUUCUGUGGACCUGCGGUGAAAUCUGAGAGCUGUUGCCCUCAGAUUGCACCAAAGCUUAAGAUUCUGCAUGAGGUUGUUUUCUUGUAUUGUUUAUAUAUUUACUUCUAUUAUUCUAUGCUGCAGCAUCACAAAUCAAUGUCUUUGUGGUUUGAAGUAGAGUUAAUGUGACAGACACUUCUAGGUGCCUCCCACUUGACUGUAAGGUUCAAAGCUAGGAAUGAGCCUUGUUUUUCUGCCUUUCCUUCCACCCUUUUUUACUUGUUGGUUUUUUUUUCAUUGUUAUCUUUAGGGCAGUGGUUUUGAAUUUUGUAUAUGAGUAACAGUAGUAUAUAAAAGCUUAGAUGCUAUGGCUAGUCUGCUUGUAUUACAUCCUACAUUGUCACUGGUAAUUAACCAUGUUACACACCUCCAUGUCUAAAGAAAAGCAAAGAAAAGAAAACCAACAAAAACAAAAGGACACCCUGAAUGUUAGAAUGCUGUGGCAGUUCUGUGGCACAAAUAGAACUUGGUCAGGUUGGAUGGGGCUCUGAGCACCUGGUGAAGCUGUAGGUGUCCCCGUUCACUGCAGAGGGGUUGGACCAGAUGCCUUUGAAGGUCCCUUCUAACUGACAUGAUUCUGUGAUUCUAACAUAGUGUAUAAAAUGUUGGAUCUCUGAAAAUGUUGCUACGCUUCUAUUUUUAAUUGAAUAUCUUCUUACUCAAAUGCUUUAAAGAUAGGAAUUUUAAAUACUUGUGUGAGCACUUUGUUCCUUGAGUUUUCUGGAGUUUUCUUAUCAUAUCGUGUUGGUUGUUUAGUAGAUCUGCUUUCUACAGGACAAGGUUUCAAAAAAGCAGUGGCAGCUUCAUCUUGAGUUUUGAUUGAUCAUUGAAUCAUUGCAUUUUUGUAACAAUGGAAGUGGUCUUGUAACUCUUAAUGUCACCCUCAUGCUAAUCUGUAGGGGAGCUUUGUUAAGGUAAGAAUUAGAUCCAUAUGCUCUGUCUCUGAUUGUGUCCUUGGAGACAAAAGAUAAUGUGAGUCUGUCUUCAUGGCAGUGUGCAUAAAGAAAACCCUAGAAUACAAACGAUCAGAAGAUGUAAAUGCAGAACCACUGUGUUCUAAAUGUGUGCAUCGGUUGGACGCAUGUCAUCAACAUGUGUUGUUUCUUUAAACAUGUUAUUAUUGUAACAACCAUCAUUUCUUAUUAGUCAAAUGUGGGUUCUUGGUGACAGGUUGCUUAUUAUUAGCAGUUCAAAGUCUGACAUCCAAUUUCCCAGGACUCCAAGUGUAAAACAAGCGUCAUCUAAAUUGUCCCAUAUUGAUAAUUACCUAGAAAAAAACGUGAUGAUGAACAAAAAGUUCAAGAGAGAAAAAAGAAAGCUAAGCUCAAGAAGAGAGGAGAGGCAGAUAGAUGGAGAUGAAAAGCAUCCCCAAAAGCAGCACAAAGUACCAGCUGAAGAACAGCAGUGGCCAGAGAAUGUGCCUGAAUGGGAAGAAAGGAAAUCCCUGCUAGCUCAGAGAAGAGCGGAGUCUGUCAGACUGCUUACAGUGCUGUUAAACCAUGUGAAAGAUGUUGUGCAGUUGGCAAGUCAGAAAGUGGAUCCUUCACCAGGCGUAAGGAAGAAUGAUUCCUUUUCUGAAGCAGCAUUAAAAGCCAUACAUCAGAAACAGAUUAACUCCUGUUAUCUUAUGCACAAAGAUUUGGAACACAAGGAAGAGCUUAAGUGUCAGUUAACCCAAAAAAGUAGCAGCUUAUGUUGUGAGGAAGGAGAUUUGACUGCCUUCUGUGCAUCUACUUCUCAUAUAGUCAAGACAAUUUUAAAUGACCCCGCUGCAGCUCUGAGUUCUGGCAGAUGGACUGGCAGAGAUGCAUACAGCUCCUUUGGCUGUGGAUCUUUACUGAUCACAGUGACUCAAGACUGCAAGGUCAUUGAAUCUCUAGAUGGAAGGGACUGCCAAACACUGAACGUGGUUCACCCACAGACGGGGUCUGAAGAUGGUUACAGAAAGCAAAAGGUUUACGAGACCGAUGAAUUCAUUCAUUAUUUACUAAACUACUAUCAGACACCAAGCUAUGAACGUGUUUCCCUAGGGACAAAAAACUCUGCAAACAAGUCCUGGUGGAAGAGGGUGGUGUGUGAUGAUGACAGUGGUUUUCACAUCAGCUUGUGUAACAGGCAGGGUCGGCACUUCAGAGAAGUGAGUCUUGUACAAAAUCUCAACAGCAGAAAUUGCGUUGGUGAUGAUAACUGUAGACUAGUGAUCACUGCUGGGGAAUUGGAAUCAACAGGCGCAGUGUUGAAAAAUAAGACCUGUGCAGAUAGGCUUGCAAGGAAGCUGCAAAUACAGAGGAAUGACACACUCACUGUUGAUUACUUAUCACAUGCUGAACCAAAUCAUUCUUUGGAUUGCACUGCUGCCGCUCGUGAUGAGGAAUUUGAACAAGAAGAUGGUAGAAAUGAAGUUACCAAACAGUACAAAUCUUGUAGAUCUUACCAGUUACAGGACUUGUUGGAAGAGAUCAGUGAUUCUGAGUACUUCAGUGAGGCAUGCAGUGGUGCAAUGAAGAGUGCAGAAAGGAGUGAACAAAUUGACAGCAAUUGUAACAGAGGGUGCUUGCCUGCAAGAGAGAAAGAGAGAAAAUUACUGGUUUAUUUCAAGAAUGUUACUCUGGAAGGUCAAACAAAGGAAAGCAGCAAAUGCAACUUCUGUUCUAGUUCUGCCCAUGAGGGCUUGGCUAGGCAGUGUGAUCAUAACCUUGAAAAGUCAUGCAAGAGGUCUAGCAGUGAAUUAAGACAUAAAGGACAGAAAAGUGAGAGACAUUUCAGGGAAGAGGAGAGAAACACUUACAAAAUGAAGAAAAAGAGGAAAAAGCUUUCUUCUGAUGUUUUACCUGAUGAAUGUGGCUUUUCAGAGACCGAGAGUUGCAUACAGCUGGAGUCACUCAGAAAGAUAGAAAGAAGAUAUAAUAAAGCAUUCCACAACAAAGUGAAAUUCAAGACACUUCACGCAGGCACAGCAGCACCAGGCAUUACUGCUUCUGACUGCUUUCCACUUCAGGAGACACUCCGGCGCACAGGAGAUGAGAGGAAAUUAAUAUUGAGAAGAGAGAUGGAUGCAGAUGAAAGAGGAUGCCCUCUCUUUCCUCUUGAGAUAAUUCAGACAAACCCCUGCUCAGAUACUUUCUGUGGAGCAGAGCCCAGAAGAGGAUGCUGAACAGCUACUAUAUAAUAGCUCUUAAGCUCCUUUUAGAAGUGGAAGAAGAAAGCCCUUUAGCCGUUAAAAGGUAUUGGAAGUACUUGGGCUUUUUUUCCUUAGGUAAUUCCUUCAGUUAGAAUGGUCUAACUGAUGUAGCAAGCCACAGAAACAGAAUCUCUAUUUACCUUUUGGAUGCAAGGACCAAAAUUUUCUCCAGGGCCAGACAAGCUUUUGUGGACCAGUUGCUCAGAAUUUGAAGAUUUAUGGAUUCAGAUCUCAGAGAUAAACUCUGAUUGAUAUUUACACAAUUCCCUACGUUUACAGAUACAGUAUUUAGUAAUAUCAAGUCCCUAGAAAAACAAAAACAACAACAACAACCACAUAAAUAUAUAAAUCAUAGAGCAAGGAUAUGAAGUGCCUUCUCGAUCAGAUUGUUAAAAUGAUGGAAUUGGAAGCUGUGGGGGACAUUUAUAUGUAAUGGUGGAGAAUAAUAGAUUUCUAAAUAAGAAAAAAAUAUAUACUGUAAUGUUCACAGUGGAAAAAUACUUGUUUAUUAUUCACAGUUCUGAAAGUGUUUCUGAAAACCUGCUGGUCUUUGGAAGGAAGGAUUUCACAAUAACUGCUAGAUGUAGCGCUUCUGAGAAACUGAUUUUCUAAGCACAGCUCUGAAUGUUGGACAGUGAAAGAGCAACGUCUGUCAGCAUGUUGACAGCUCAUACUUAGCAGGUUGAAAAUACCAUAGAAUCAUAAAGUCGAAGCGUGGCUUGGGUUGGAAGAGGCCUUAAAGCCCCCCCCAGCCCCAGCCAUGUGGUGGGCUGCCUGCCCACCCAGCUCAGCCUGCCUAGGGCCACCCAGCCCAGCCUUGGGCACCUCCAGGGUUGGGUGCACACAGCUCUGGGCAGCGCCAGGGCCUCACCGCCUACUGCAUAAAGAAUUUCAGCCUAACAUCUAAUCUAAGUCCCCCUUGUUUUAGUUUAAAAACAUUCUCCCUUGCCUCCUUACACAGUCGCUAUCAGACCAUGUAAAAAGCUGGUCCCACUCCUGCUUAUAAACUCCCCUCAAGUUCUGGGAGGCCGCAGUGCAAUCUCCCUGGAGAUCUCUCCAGGCUGAACAAGCCCAGCUCCCUCAGCCCUUCUUACAGGAGAGGUGCUGCAGCCCUGUGAGCAUCUUCACAGCCUCCUCUGGACCCACUCCAACAGCCCCACAUCCUGCUUGUGCUGGGGGCACCAGGCCUGCUCACAGUACUGCAGAUGGGGCCUCAUGAGGGCAGAGCAGAUGCAGACAGUCCCCCCCCUGCUGCCUGCCCUCUGCUGAUGCAGCCCAGGUCACUGCUGGCCUUCUAGGCUGCGAGCACACACUGCUGGCUCAUGCCUAGUUUUUCAGCCUCCAGGACCCCAAGGUCCUUCUCUGCAGGGCUGUUCUCAAGGAGUUUUUCUCCCACUCUGUGCACAUAUCUGGGAUUGCCCCACUGCAAGUUCAACACCUUGCACUUGGCCUUGUUGAACAUGGUUAGGUUUCCAUGGAUCCACUUUUCAAGCCUGUCCAGGUCUGUCUGGAUGGCAUCCCUUCCCUCCAGUAUGUCACCCUGCUCUGCUCAGCUUGGUGUCAUCACCAAACUUGCUGAGGGUGCAUUGAUCUGUCUGUGCCACUGAUAGAAAUGUUGAAGAGCACGGGUUCCAAGAUGGACUGCUGUGGAGCACCACUUGUCACUGGCCCGCGCCUGGACCUGGGAGCCAUUAACCACAACCCUCUGGCUGUGGCCAUCCAACAAAUUCCUUAUUCUUAGUAAUCCACCCUUCAAAUCCAUUUCCCUCCAACUUAGAGGCAAGAAUGCGAUAAGUUCACGAGAUUUCAAGAAGCUGUCCUUUGGAAGGCACAUGCAGUGAGAUAGCUAUUUAGUACAAUUAAGCUUACUUAAAAUUUCUAGAAGAAUUGUCAAAUGCUGUUCAAUUCCUGCUGCAUGGAAGUAAAAAUGUGAAAACUCAGUCUGGGAGCUUGAGUUAUAUCCGCAUUUACUCAGAUGACUGUAUUUAGCAGACAGUCACAGUUGCUCUGGGCCAAAGUCCCACAGAGAGACAGAGAGGACCAGUUCUACUCACAACACACUAAUUAUUUCAACUUUCAUUUUAGUAUGCUUAAUUUAUUACGUGUCAGUAUGUAAAUGUGAUGAUGUUGCCUUCCUUAUAUAACAUAUUACCCACAUUUGUAACUUCUGCUCUAAUAAAUCAUCAUUUUGUAAAAAAUUGUAGUUGUUUGUGGUAGAUUGGUUUUCUCCCAUUGCUCAGUAUUGGUGAUUCAUGCAGGCAUCUGAGCCACACUGCCAGGUUCUGCCUGUUGCCUCUGUUCACACGUUCAGAUGCUGAGUGCCUUCUGAGGAUCACAAAUGACUGCUCAGAGUUGUGUUACCCAAUUGCUUUUACCUAAAAAGCAACCACCCCCUCCCCCAAACACCUUAUUUUCUUGACAAAAGUAUUUUCUAUUGUGGAAAACAUUCAUGCCUCUUUUAAGUUUCCUUUUUACUGUUUUAUGCAGUUACAAUGAAGACCAGCUCAUAUAUUUGUGAAAUGUUUCAGUUGCACCAACAGGACCAAGGCUGUGUUUUCUUCUCUAUGCACUAGUUGCAUAUAAAGGAAAAGAUGACAGAAUUUCCCCUUGUCAGUCAGUUCUGCACUGUAAGUGCCCUUUUCCCAUACGUCAGACCCUUCAAUUAGGGAUGAGAAGGUAUUUGGGUUUGUUAAUCUAUGGGAGGAACUAUGGAUUUCCUUCAGUGUAAAUGCCUAGGAUGUUAUCAAUGUGUUUUCCCACUAGUCAGUAUAAACAAAUAAAUGCACCAGUUCUGUAGUUGCUUCUGGUGUUCACCUGUAUUGAUUGGAAUUGAUAAAGCAGAUCUUUGUCUCCAAGUCCUCAUUCAGUGUAAAACACUGUUAGUGAAUAAAACAUGCUUACUUAAAACAGACACCAUUGUAUCAUCUGUAGCAAAAUGUAAUUUGUGUUUCUUUUUUCUUUGUCAGUUGGGAUUACUUAGAACCUGUUCCUAGGACAUUUAGUACCAAUCCCUCACUUUUCCUUCCUGUGCACUUAACUCAGGCCCCAUCUUCCCACACACUGAACUGUUCUGUAGAAUUGUGUUGGUUAUCUUGAAGGCUAAUCUUUAAGCAUACAUAAAACUCCUUCAAAUUCUAGCUUAGUAAAUUAAAUUUCAGUUGCUUUCAGGAAUAAAUGUUUUACCUAGCAGGAAAGUUAAGGGAUGUGUAUAUAAUUUGAGCAUUUAAUAGGCAAAAAGCAUUCAAAUAGUUGAGCAUGUAACAUUCCUAGUAUAAUUUCGUAUCUUGGAGCUUGGUUUAUGCUGUUACAGUGAGGUGGUGUUUCAAGAGGUGAUGGGGUUUAACUUGUGCGGGUUAUUGCUUUUCUGGUAUGUAUAUAUUUUGUGGAAGAGCUGCUUACUGUUCUUAUGACACCUGUAAGCCCUGUGAAAUAGGGCCCUGUGACUGCAGGCCUUGCCAUCAGCUCUAACUUCACGUACAGAACUAAGGUGCCCCCAGCAGAGCUAGCGCCAUCAGCCAUGGGGAGCUGCCUGGUCUGGAGCUUUGUUAUCUGAGCUGUGUGGGCAGUUGUACUUCAUGCUGAAUUCCAAAGUCAAAAUCCCAGUCGCGGUCCUACAGACGGUUUCUGAAGCAGAAAUACAUUACUCCUAUUAUUGUACCAGUCCACCUGCUGGAUGUGUAAUAAGAAUACAUUUAUAGUAUAUGGCCUUUUCCAUAUGCUGGGCAUAGAACACUGUGUAGGAAUGCCUCCCCAUUUAUUUCACCUUCUGUAAAACCAUGUAACUCCCAGCAAAAGCAUUCGUUACUAACCUGUGUGUACAUACAACUUGAAGUAAGAGCUAGCAGAGGGCAUUCAGAGUAAGCAGCAUCCAGGUGAAGGAAAUUCUGAAUUUUACAAUGCAGGUGACAGUUUGCCACCACUGGUUGGAUAUGAGAUGCUGCUCGAUUGCUCUGAUUUGUGCCAGGGCUCAAGUAUGCUGUCAUGACAUCUGAAUAACUGGUAUUUCAACACUUCACAAGGCAGAUUCAUGACAGUCUCUGCACUUAGCUUUUCAUUGUGCUCUCCUUGGUUAAUAUACAAACUGUUCAGCUACUGGCACGGUUCUUUUUGCUUAGUCACUGCAGCCAGUCAUUGCUGAAGGGAUCAAGUUGCAACAAACAGUAGAAAACAUGAGCAGAUACCCAUUUUCUCCAGCACUUCAGCAGAAAAGAUGUGCCUGCCUGUUUGUGGAAUCUCUGCUCUUAUGACACAUGCCUUCCCUUUCACAAUGAGUAUUCUGGUUUUCUCUGAAAAGGUCUUACCCUGAAGGGUGCAACUUCACGCACCUGUGUUUAACAUUAAGCUUUGUCCUGUGUUACUGCCAGUUUUGUUUGUUCUUUAGGAUGCAUCAAAUUGUACUGUACAGAUAUGCUCUCAAAAUGGUGUUCAGUUCCUCGGGGUAUGUUGUUGACUAACAUAAGAGCUGGUGUUGGACCCUCUGAAGGGUAGGCUGUAGCCCUGCCUCACUCCACUACAGGUGGUCUUCCAGAGCAGCUUUUGCCCAGUGUCAGCAGUUACUCAGGCUUUUUUCAUGCUUAACUCUGUUUUUGCAACAGUAAAAUAUAUGUGAAUGUGUUCUGUUAGAAAAAUAAUAUGCCAUAGAGCUGCAUUUAGAGGCAUUCAGCUUGAACAGUCCAGUCAUGG
Messenger RNA from Lagopus muta (rock ptarmigan), 10993 nucleotides. Its product is annotated as A-kinase anchor protein 17B-like. Lineage: Eukaryota; Metazoa; Chordata; Aves; Galliformes; Phasianidae. Bases 4280 to 6283 code for a protein of 667 amino acids. The transcript is spliced from 4 exons. The record is from RefSeq and is a predicted model, not a curated record.